CACACACUCAACUGAAGUCAAAAUUUUACAGGAGCUACAGAGACUGAGCUGACACAAAAUGAGAGGACUUGUUGUCUUGGUUACUUUGGCCUGCUUUGCCAGCGCUCAGCACCAAGCACUGAUUGACUACUUGGAGCGGAGGCUGCUUGCUAUUGAGGACCGGAUCUCUCUGUGGCAUGAACAGACCGCCCGAUACGCCUCCGAGCUGAGGGAGCUGAAGCAACAAAUGGUUUCCCAGCUGGAGAACUUGGAUAAAGAGAAAGAGAUACUGAGGAUGAGUCUGGACGGUGUGGGGACGAGAGUGGACCGGGUCGAGCGUGAGCUGGACUACCUGGAGACUCAGAACGGAGCUCAGCCGUGUGUGGACGUGGACGACAAGCUGAUAGAGCAGCAACUGACGCUGGUGCAGGAGAAGCAGAAGGCCAAGUAUUCCAAACUAUCAG
This is a messenger RNA of Plectropomus leopardus (leopard coralgrouper), 443 nucleotides long. The record is from RefSeq and is a predicted model, not a curated record. NCBI's taxonomy places the organism in Eukaryota, Metazoa, Chordata, Actinopteri, Perciformes, Serranidae.